CCACAUCAUAAAGGCCACCUUCUCCCCCAUUGUUGCUUUAUUGACGACAAUCACCAGCUGCCAUUGUGCCCUAUUGAGCGCCUUGAAUAAUCCUCAUUGAUCGCCCUCAAUGCUGCGUCUCAAAUGAUCUAACCACAAUCUCAGUAAGAUGAAGUGAAACGAAAAUAAGACUCUAGCCGGGCCCGACUCUGGAGCCACAACUGAUCAUCAUGACAAUCAUUCCAGCGGCAGGCAACCCGCCAUUGUUGCUUCUGUUUGCUACUAUUCUGGCGACUCUUAUUGUUCUCAUUCUAAUUCUAUUCAUGUCUCUCCAUUCUGUUCUUUCCUCUUCGCAACAAUCUACUGUUCCCAAGAUCCGCCGCAAAGGAGAUCCCGCUCAUUUGCUGGUUGUGCUUGGAAGUGGAGGGCAUACAGCAGAAAUGCUGUCCAUGCUCCGUCGAAUGCCGCUAGAUCCUACUGUUUAUACUUUCCGAACGUACGUCGUAACAUCCGGGGACGGAUUCAGCGCUUCGAAAGCCGUGGAAUUUGAAUCUAGUAUCGAGUCUCAGUACAAUUCUAAGACAAGAAGAAACAAGCCAAUGAGUCUUGUUCGCGGGAUAGGGGGGAACUUUUAUGACGUUGUCACGGUGCCUCGAGCUCGUCGUGUCCACCAGUCAUUCUUAACUGCACCACUAUCCACGAUACAAUGCUUCUGGGCUUGCUUUCAGGUCCUCCGAGGCAGGUACCCUGAUCAGCGAUCACAUUUACACGGUACUACAUCCCCAUAUCCUGAUUUGAUUCUCACAAAUGGCCCAGCUACUGCGGUUUGCGUGAUAUUAGGAGCCAAGGUUAUUAGGUUUCUGGAUGCACUAUGUGCACGAUUUACAUCCCACUGGCCUUCUACAUACAAAUCGGGUGCCAUCUACCCACUUCGCACUAUAUUCGUUGAAUCCUGGGCUCGUGUAACCACGUUCAGCCUGUCUGGGAAAAUUCUAUUGCCUUUUGUAGAUCGAUUCCUAGUCCAAUGGCCUAAUCUUGAGGGUAAGCGUGCGUGGAAAGGAAUGAAAGAAACACAGUUCGUGGGCACGCUCGUCGGGUGAGAAAAAGCCCUUGAGGAUUGAUAUUGAAUACCCCGCUUCUUGUACACGGCAUUAUGUCAGCUUAGCGUUUCAAAUGUCAAUCAAUGCCAUCGGCGCUUUAAAGCAUUCUUCUUCCUCU
Molecule: messenger RNA, 1197 nt
Organism: Talaromyces proteolyticus
Lineage: Eukaryota; Fungi; Ascomycota; Eurotiomycetes; Eurotiales; Trichocomaceae
Product: oligosaccharide biosynthesis protein Alg14 like-domain-containing protein
Exons: 2
Coding region: 210-1079 (289 amino acids)
Biological process (GO): dolichol-linked oligosaccharide biosynthetic process
Cellular component (GO): UDP-N-acetylglucosamine transferase complex
Source: RefSeq, a predicted model, not a curated record